GCCUACUGCUUUUUAGUACUAAAUGUAGGCCUAGUGUUUGAAAUUCUUGAAGGUUGUUCUUAAAGCAGACAGAACUUUGCUCCAUGAGAACUGCAUCAGAGGUUGAAGAGAGCAACGCAAAUAAACUCAUUAGGUGGAUACGAGGCGUGCAGAAUUCAUCCAUGGGUUUUCUUUUAUUAAACUUCUCCUUGCCGGGGCACUUGAACUUGAGACUAAGCCAGGCUUGUAUAAAUGCCGCUGAUGUCUGGUGGAGAGGCGCCCAACCCAUUUCUUUUGUGCUGAAGCGUCUGUGAUUUCAUCGAGCUUUUCCCGGGCUGCUACUAUAAUGGGCUCCCUCGCUUUGAAUCGCUCGUGUAUCUGCGAUUUGUUUUCAGUUGGUUAAAUUAGAGCAAUCUUUUUAGUUGGUAUUAGUUUUGAUGCUUUGGGACAGGUUAAGGAAAUUUCUAGUCGAUCAUCCGGACGGGUCCCAAUGAAAAUGCAGGGGAGAAACAGGUACAACCUGGUGGACGAUGUGGCGGAUUCGCGCGUCCCGCUUCACAACGAGGAAGCGUAUCAACACGGAAUACACUUCCAAGCCAAGUAUGUUGGCAGCCUGGAUGUCCCAAGACCCAACAGUCGUAUGGAGAUUGUCGCUGCUAUGAGAAGAAUAAGGUAUGAGUUCAAGGUGAAGAGCAUGAAGAAGAAGAAAGUGAGCAUAGUGGUCUCAGUAGACGGGGUCAAAGUGGUGCUGCGCAAGAAACCCAAGGCAUGUGUGCUCAAGAGGAAAGAGUGGACGUGGGAUGAGAGCAAGAUGCUGGUUAUGCACGACCCCGUAUACAGGAUCUUCUAUGUAUCCCAUGAUUCUCAGGAUCUGAAGAUUUUCAGCUACAUUGCUCGUGAUGGAUCCAGCAGUUUGUUCAGAUGCAAUGUAUUCAAGUCCAAAAAAAAGAGUCAGGCCAUGCGCAUAGUGCGGACGGUCGGUCAGGCGUUUGAGGUGUGCCAUAAGCUGAGUCUGCAGCACGCUGAGCAGAGUGCAGAUGAACAGCCAGACGGCCCUGCAGACGGCCAGAGUGAUCAGUCUGGAGAAGAGCCCAGCCCUGAAGCUCGUCAUCUGACAGGCAAGGAGCACGGAAUGGAUGAUGUCACUGGAACGGAGUCACACUGCACAAAGCUCAGUGAGCAAGCUAUGGAUGAUAUGCUUCAGAGUCUGUCAGUGCUCAGCAUGGUGAAACCUGGACAAACCCUCCAGUCUUUACAAGGCCAGGAGGGUGUCUCUCCCUACACUCUAUCUCCCAGCAGCCCAUGCUUUCCUACCCUCACACCUUUGGCCACCCACCACCACCUGCAGUUCCUCCAACAACAGCUGCUACAGCAGCAGCAACAAACACAGAUCGCUGUAGCACAGGUGCAGCUCCUGAAGGAUCAGCUGGCCGCAGAGACGGCUGCUCGCAUGGAGGCACAGGCCAGAACUCACCAGCUGCUGCUGCAGAACCGAGACUUACUGCAACAUACUGCCCUGCUGGUGAAACACCUCAGCCAACUGGAGAUCAGAGUCAGUGGAGCCACACAGAAAGAAGAAUCACCAUGGAGUAGCGUGCCCCCUCGUUCUCACUCUCUGAACCUGAAGAGCCUCUACACCCCUUGCUCGGAGCAGCCCAUCAUCUCCACUCCAGCAGGACCACCAGAAAAUCCUCCUGUUUCCUCCCAUGCUGAGUCCUACCUCAAUCUGCUCAACCUAUGUGGUGCGCCCACCGUUACAGCCAAUGGGAAGCCAGCGAGUGCAAGAAGUGAAGCAGGACUGGAUGUAGCGAGAAGGGAUGUUGCCAAGCUAGAAACACAGAAUUCAACAGCGCUUGAUGAGAGGUAUGAACCAACCAUCCCUAAACUGGACCCUCCUCCUCAGCCCCUGAACCACAAGCGAUCACACAGGACACUUUCUCAGGGUGUCGAGGCAGAGUCAAGAUCUUCAGCUGUAGCCACACCUGUCAAUGGAAACAUACUCACAAAUGUGAAUGGUAGCUCCUCGUUUCCUGACAUCACUCUAUGCUCCGUUUCACCUGGGGAUUUCUAUUCUCACACCAACGGCAGCAGUGUGUCAUGUUCAACCAGUGAGGAUUCUGGCGUGUGCUCAGAUGACAAAUCCCUUGUAUCCCCCCAUUCCAGAGACGACCCCUCUGAUGACCAGAGCUCUGCGUUCAUCUCCAGUUCCAGUACUUGCAGCAGCUUACCAGAGGAUCAUCCAGCUGUGGAUGGUGCGACCCCACUGCGUUCUACCACACCGCUGGGAUAUGAGCAAACCAUCCCAUUCUCUUCACCUGUCAAUGACACCUGCCUUCAUAUAAGCCUAAGCGAAGAUGAGUUUCUGGAGGACGCCACCUAUAAUGUCCCCACCCCAUGCAGGAGUUAUGAUCCCAUGGAAAAUAUGUGAAAAAUCACAAUAAUAACAACUCCACAGUGUUGAGAAACUUCAAAAAACAAUCAUAAUGAAGAAAGGAGGCAUUUUUGACAAAUGAACUGUGUAAUAUUAGCCACAUGCUCACACUGUUAUUUUGCAUAUAAUGUCACACAGGUUUUUCGCAUCUUUCUUUACCUACAAUGCCCUCAAAUUAUUUUAACUAUAAAAUUAGCUAAAAGAAUAUUUAGUAUGACACAGAGUGGACUACUAUCUUCAGAUGGAUAGUGUAUUUUUUAGAUUGAAAAUUAAGAGUUAUUUUUAGCAAUGAAUGAAGUGCAUUGGCUUCUACUAAGCUAAAUAGAAACUGAUUUU
Carassius carassius (crucian carp) is the source of this 2746-nucleotide messenger RNA. Its product is annotated as carboxyl-terminal PDZ ligand of neuronal nitric oxide synthase protein-like. The record is from RefSeq and is a predicted model, not a curated record. Gene Ontology annotation, molecular function: nitric-oxide synthase binding. The transcript has 11 exons. NCBI's taxonomy places the organism in Eukaryota, Metazoa, Chordata, Actinopteri, Cypriniformes, Cyprinidae. Bases 470 to 2407 code for a protein of 645 amino acids.